Epinephelus lanceolatus (giant grouper) is the source of this 1197-nucleotide messenger RNA. It is a transcript of the gene psmg2, whose product is annotated as proteasome (prosome, macropain) assembly chaperone 2. Gene Ontology annotation, biological process: proteasome assembly. NCBI's taxonomy places the organism in Eukaryota, Metazoa, Chordata, Actinopteri, Perciformes, Serranidae. Gene Ontology annotation, cellular component: cytosol; nucleus. The record is from RefSeq and is a predicted model, not a curated record.
AGAGCCCAGAAGGUCCCCAGCAGCAGGCAUGAAAACAGAAGCGAAAGCUGCCGGGAGAAUAUAAAUUUAAAUAAAACAUUUAACUUAAAUCUCUUCCUCUUAAUAUUUUAAGCUCCGUGUGUCUUCUCGCUAAACGGCGCCAUGUUUAUCUCUUCACAAAACUCACCGCCCUGCUUCAAAGAUUUCACCCUCGUCAUGCCAGCAGUGGCUGUUGGUAAUGUGGGCCAGCUUGCUGUGGAUCUCAUGGUGUCCACUCUCAACAUGAGCAGAGUGGGCUACAUACACACAGACUGUCUCAUCCCCAUGACUGGAAACAACCCGUAUGCCACCUGCAAAGAAGAUGCUGAGGAGCUGCACACCUCUGCAGAAGUUUACACAGCAGCAGAACUGAAGGUGGCAGUUCUUCAGAUCAGGGCACCAAUUAUUCAGAAUAAAUCGAAAAGGUUCUGUCAGCUGCUCGUAUCUUGGAUCAAAGCUAGCGGGUUCUCCAGGACGGUCGUUCUGUCCAGCAGCCACGCCUACCAGAGGGAUGACCAACAGCUGCAAGGCACUCCUCUGAGGUACCUGCUCACUCCGUCUCUGCUGAAGGUGAGUGCGGAGGCGUUGAAGGAGCUCGGCUGGAGGGAGAUGGAGCGUGUGUCGGCCUUCCCAGGAAUAACAGACGCCAACACAGAGCCUCGCCUCUACAUACCUGGAGGAGGCAUAACCAAAGGACUCUACACAGACAGUUGUGCAGAGGAUCUCCCGCUGGCUGUGCUGCUGCUCUUCUGUUCGGAAGGCGACAACAUCCCAGACGCCUUCACGCUUGUCAACCACCUCAACGACUGGCUUCAUCUGCUGGACAAUCCUAGCCAAACGCCCAACAAAUGGAAGAUCCCAACAUCCUGGAGUCUUCUUUUUGGCAGUGGCAUCCCUCCAGCUCUGUUCUGAUACACACGAAUUUAGUUUGUGCUUUUUUUAACAGAUAAUUAGCUUCUGGAAAAUACACCUAAGACUUAUAAAUGUGAGUUUAUCUGGUCUGAACCUAAAACUUGGUUGUAAACUGACCCCACAAGAACCUCUCCUUUAUUUUGAUAAUAAUCUUUAGAUGUACAAUCAUUACAUCAUGUACAGGAAAUGACCCAAACGUGCACUUUUGGAUUAUUAUUUCCUUGUAAUUGAAUGAUUUUUUUCCUAAUAAAAAUAUUAUAACAAGAA